Glycine soja is the source of this 992-nucleotide messenger RNA. RefSeq names its product auxin-responsive protein IAA30-like. Lineage: Eukaryota; Viridiplantae; Streptophyta; Magnoliopsida; Fabales; Fabaceae. The record is from RefSeq and is a predicted model, not a curated record. Gene Ontology annotation, cellular component: nucleus. Gene Ontology annotation, biological process: regulation of DNA-templated transcription. The coding region runs from base 149 to 682 and encodes 177 amino acids. Gene Ontology annotation, molecular function: protein binding. The transcript is spliced from 4 exons.
GGUGGCGCAGCAGCUGAAAAAGUCUUCUUCAUAGCACUGCUCACGUUCUCUCUUUCUUUCUCUCUUAUAUAUAUAUAAGGCCUUUAUUAAUGUGGCGGCUUCAUGUGUAAUCUAGCAAACUACUAGUAGUAGUUAGUUUCCUUCCACAAUGGGCAAAGCCUCUAGUUCUUCCUCCUCCUCUAUCUCCAGCUGCAGAAACCCUUCCAAUUCAACUGCAUCCUCUCUCACACACCAACAUAGUCAAGACCACCUUCGCACAGAUCUUAGGCUUGGACUAAGCCUUUCCGCUACUCAACAUGUUGGCUCUUCUAGUUCAGGGGGACACUGGCAACCGAUGCAGCCACAUCUAAUAAGUAGUUUUUCACAAGCUACUGAAGUGAAUGAUUGCAGCGAUCAUACCAGCUUCUUUGUGAAGGUGUACAUGGAAGGCAUUCCGAUUGGUAGAAAACUCAACUUGUUAGCUCAUGAUGGUUAUCACGAGUUAGUAAAGACUCUUGAACAGAUGUUUGACACUACCAUUCUGUGGGGGACUGAAAUGGAUGGAGUGCAACCAGAGAGAUGUCAUGUUCUAACUUAUGAAGAUGGAGAAGGAGAUUUGAUUAUGGUUGGGGAUGUCCCUUGGGAGAUGUUCUUAUCAGCUGUAAAGAGGUUGAAGAUCACAAGGGUGGAGGCAUUCGGGUGAUAAAUGCAUACAUAUGAAGAAGCUUUGCCUCUCCUGUGACUUCAAAUUUAGUCCUAUAGAGUGAGAGUCAAUAUUAGUGAUUACUGAUCAUGAAUCAAAGUGAUGUAUGUAUAUUCUUAGAGUAUGUUUGGAUAUUGGUAAGGGAUGAGAUCAUGAGAGCUAGCAAAAUCAAAGGGAAAAAAGGGAAGGAAAUGGAAGAAAAAAAAUGAAGGAUUAAAUAAUGUUUUUUCUCCCUUUAUUUGGAUAUUUAAAACUUUUCAAAUCUUCUAAAAUUAGGAGAUUUUGAAAUAAAAGUGCAUGGAAGUUCAUA